This is a messenger RNA of Dreissena polymorpha, 4434 nucleotides long. Its product is annotated as dnaJ homolog shv-like. Gene Ontology annotation, biological process: protein folding; protein maturation. Gene Ontology annotation, molecular function: misfolded protein binding. Lineage: Eukaryota; Metazoa; Mollusca; Bivalvia; Myida; Dreissenidae. Gene Ontology annotation, cellular component: endoplasmic reticulum. The coding region runs from base 50 to 1126 and encodes 358 amino acids. The record is from RefSeq and is a predicted model, not a curated record. The transcript has 10 exons.
GCCGAUAGUGUUCGUUUUAGUCGUCACUAACUUUUACAUUGUUUUCAAGAUGGCCGCAAAGGGAAGUUCAGCGUUGUUCGUGAUUACAAUUUUCGUGAUUUUCAUGGAAAUUAUGGCAGGGAGAGAUUUUUACAAAAUUCUCAAUGUACCAAAGUCGGCAACCACAAAUCAAAUCAAGAAAUCCUACAGAAAACUGGCGAAAGAAAUGCACCCAGACAAGAAUAAGGACGAUCCAGACUCAGAGCAGAGGUUCCAAGAUCUCGGAGCAGCUUACGAGGUGCUAUCCAAUGAGGACAAGAGAAAGAUCUAUGACAAACAUGGAGAGGAGGGGCUGAGCAAGAGCGACAUGGGCGGACAUGACCCGUUUGCAAGCUUCUUCGGAGACUUUGGAUUUGGAUUUGGUGGCGGUGGGCGGCAGCAAGAACAGGAGAGACCCAAGGGUGGAGACGUCGUCAUGGACUUGGAGGUCACACUGGAAGAGUUGUACUCUGGGAAUUUCAUAGAGGUCAUGCGUUACAAGCCUGUGGCCAAGCCUGCCAAGGGGACCCGGAAAUGUAACUGCCGAACGGAGAUGGUGACCACUCAGCUCGGUCCGGGUCGGUUCCAGAUGCAGCAGCAGCAAGUGUGCGACGACUGCCCCAACAUCAAGUUUGUUCCCGAGGAGCACGCCCUAGAAGUGGAGGUGGAGUCAGGAAUGAGGGAUGGACAGGAGUACCCAUUUGUAGCUGAAGGAGAGCCCCAUAUGGACGGAGACCCUGGAGACCUGAGGUUUAGGAUACGCCAACAAAAACAUGCAAGGUUUGAGCGUAGGGGUGAUGACCUGUAUACGAAUGUAACCAUUACCUUGCUAGAUGCCAUGGCUGGAUUUGAGAUGGAUAUUCCGCAUUUAGACGGACAUACGGUGCAUGUUGUACGUGAUAAAAUUACUUGGCCCGGCGCCAAGAUGCGAAAACCCAACGAAGGAAUGCCUAAUUACGAAAACAACAACGUAAGAGGCAGCCUGUAUAUAACAUUUGAUAUAGAUUUCCCCAAAGGCGAACUAACAGCAGAUGAUAAAGCAGCUUUAGCAAAGAUUUUCAAUCAGGAAUCCAAACAGAAAAUUUAUAAUGGCCUCCAAGGGUAUUGAUAUCAAGACAAAUCUAGCUCAAUUGACCUCUCAUGAAUUCUUCAUUGUGUCAUCCGUGUGGAACAAAACUUUGUGAUCUGUCCAGUGCAACUCAAAGUGCUAGAAGAGACCUGACACGAUUGGCCUCAUGCUAGCUGAUGAAGAGGACCUGGGCCCCUAUUCACCAAACAAUUCUCAGACUUAAGUCUAAGUAUGAAGAAUAUUCUUCAACCCUUUACCACUUAGAUACGUUUUUGACCCAAUUUUAGUCCCUUAGAAAGUUACAUUUAAUUAAACACCUUUCUUACUAAAUUCAAGUUUUAAAGGCUUCAUUUCCAACCAUUUGUUAUUGAUGAGCAGCAAACAGCAUAAAACCUGAACAAACUGAUAGUUACUUGCAGGCUGUUCUGGUUUUAUUCUGUUUGCACAUAACUAUUUUCACUUGGCUUCUGAGUGGGAAAGGGAUAAAAUGAUAUUUCCCAGACUUGUUUGAAUUUUGAAUCAAGCUUUGCAUUAAACAUCUCUAUCUUUAUCAUUCUUCAUCAGAACAUUGUUAAUGACAUAAUCACCAGUGGAGGCAUUAAUAUAUUCAAACACUGGACAUAUUUUUCUUGGUUCCCAAGUCUAUUUUUUAUUCUUAAGUCUAAGAACGGGUUGGUGAAUACGGACCCUGGGAAUAAAGAAUUACUUUAUGUUUGACCCUUGACCUUAUUCACCGACCAAUCCCCAGGCUUGAGUUUAAAAACAAAAAAUAUGUUUUUAAACUGUAAUGUUCCAAAUUUAAUUGAAAGUAAAGUCUGGCAUGGAAGUUAAUACCUAUAAUUAUAUUAAUGUUAGUUUAGGACAAAGUUAUUUAUGAUUAAAAAAAACACCAUUUUUAGCCUGAUAAUAUUCAAAUUCUAAGGAAUUUUAUUGACUCUUAAGUGCAAGGGUUGGUGAAUACAGCUUGGUCCUCAACUUUGUAUUAAACACCUCUAUCUACAAAAUUCUUUGUUGACUAUUUUUGUAAAUCACAUAAUCACUAGAUGUAUACUGUAUAUAUUCAAACACUUGACAUAUUUGUUCAUGGUUCCAAAUCUUUUCUUUAUUCCUAAGUCUAAAUAUGGGCCCAAGGACGUGAAAAUACCAGGACCCAUAUUUUUAAUUUUUUUUUUAAAAACAAAUCUCCAGAAAUUCACAAAACUUUUCAGUUCUUUAGCCUGUGUUUGCCAUGUAUUUUCUCCAUUAUAAUGUUAACAUGUGAACAUUUCUAAAAUAAUUAUUGCAUCAAUUUAAUCGUUGUGUUAGCAGAGGGACAUUGGACUUCUCAUAGUAAAUUUGAUCAGAAAUCGAACAUGAACUACAAUUGAACCCUUUACCACUUAGAUAUGUAUUGUGUAGUCCCUUAGAACGUUAAAUUUAACUAAAGACCUUUCUUAAUAGAUUCAAGUUUGAAAGGCUUCAUUUCAAACCUUUAGAUACUGAUGAGCAGCAAACAGCAGUAAAUCUGAACAGACUGCGAGUUACUCCCUUAACCCAUUUAUGCCUAGCAUCUAGAAAAAAGGCCUUGGCAAACAGCAUAGACCCAGAUGAGACGCUGUUUGCUUAAAGGAAUUUCUGUAAGAAAUAUUAUAAAUAAAUAUACUAGACAUCCUUCAUUUUGGAAAUAAAUAGAUCCAAUUUAGAAGGAUGGAAGAGUCCACUAGGCAUAAAUGGGUUAAGUAAAGAUUUCUCUUUGGGGCUUUGUGAACACCAGUCUUUAAUUGUUUACUCCUCCAUGGACAAAUUCCUUUGAAACAAUAUUCAUGUCUGUAAGUAACAGUUAGUUUUUAAAUAAAAGCCAGUUAUUAGUUGAGGUCUGCAUGAUGUAAUUUCCGUUGUUUGAUAAAUAAAUAGAGCAUGAUUGUUUUAGUAUAGAACUUUAUUGGAAUCAACUUUUCUGCUGGCAAUAGUCACAUGUCCAACUAUGUUUAACAAAAGUAUCGAUUUGUUAUUAAAAAAUAAAUGAAACCCAAUGAAUUUGUUAUUAAAAAAUAAAUCAUGAUAAUACAUUUUCAAUUUUUACUCUAGUUUCAUAACGGUGAAAUUGAACAAGUACAUGUAGAUGGUAAUUGAUAGAUUGUCAGUAUUCAAAAUGAUUCAAAGGGAAAUCUUAAGUUGAGAUGUUCUUUAAUUAAAUUAUUGUCAGUAUUCAAAAUGAUUCAAAGGGAAAUUUUAAGUUGAGAUGUUCUUUAAUUAAAUUAUCCCAUCAAACAUAUGAUAUGAAGUCUAUUUUGUAUUCUGCAAACAGAAUGUAAAAAAAAAUGAACAUUUUAGCAAUUUUAAAAUGUUGAAAAGAAUAACUAUAAAUGGAAAAGUCACAGAGCUGUAAGGAAUUGUAUAAAUUGUUGACCUACAGAACUUUGUUAUGAUGGACCUUGAUUUAUAAACGUCAGCAAAAAUUACCAAUUAUUGAUUGUUUUUACAUUCUACUUCAACGAUAAUGACUGCAUUGUUGAAUGUUUUACUUUAUGUGUUGUACUUUGAUCAUAUUGUUACUUAUAUUGUGUGUUAUUUUUUCAAUCUUUUGCGCCGGUCGUUGUGGCAAUGAACUUUGUAUGCCUUUCAUUCUUGAUCAACAUUAUAAAGUUAACCCUUUGCAUGCUGGGAAAUUUGUCGUCUGCUAAAAUGUCGUCUGCUGAAUUUAUAAAAUUCGCAUUUUCUUCGAUUUUUUUCAAAGAAUACUAUCAGAAUAGCAAACAGUUUGGAUCCUGAUGAGACGCCACAUUUUGUGGCGUCUCAUCUGGAUCCAAACUGUUUGCAAAGGCCUUCAAAAUUCGGUUCCAGCGCUUAAAGGGUUAAAAUGAAAUAUUAUUCAAUUCAACAUUACUGAGUCAUUGAUAUUUUUUGUGGAAAGAAAUAGUAGAUUUUUAUAUUAAAAAUCUUGUUAACUUUGUGAAAGAGAUGCAAUCUGAAAACCUUGAUUGUUCAAUAUAAUUUAAACAUCUUGCAAUAAAUAAAUACCUAGUUUCGAUCAGUACGAAAACACGUGCAAGACAGUGUUGAAGACCAGGCAAUUUUUUAAAACGUAAAUCCCUGGAUGUGACGUCACCCAAAAAUUCUCCUAUGCUCUCUGUGAUUGUAUGUGCCAUCAAUUUACAUAGUGAAGCGAUGGGUGUGCUAGAUGUAUUUCAUGAUGAUAAAUGUUAAAAAAUUCACAUGUUUAAGCUGUGUUAUUGAAAGAUUAUCUGAUCCAUUAAAAAUGUACAUAUAUUUUGUAUGAGAUGCACUGUUUGGUUAUUACAGGGAUUAAGUGUGAAAUAAAAAGUAUUCAACUAAAUCCAGGACGGUGAAAUAUAAUAUAUUUAUAA